This is a messenger RNA of Eurypyga helias (sunbittern), 1480 nucleotides long. RefSeq names its product dedicator of cytokinesis protein 8-like. The transcript has 12 exons. The record is from RefSeq and is a predicted model, not a curated record. Gene Ontology annotation, molecular function: guanyl-nucleotide exchange factor activity. NCBI's taxonomy places the organism in Eukaryota, Metazoa, Chordata, Aves, Eurypygiformes, Eurypygidae. Gene Ontology annotation, biological process: small GTPase-mediated signal transduction; positive regulation of establishment of T cell polarity; positive regulation of T cell migration. Gene Ontology annotation, cellular component: cell leading edge. The annotation marks the transcript as partial.
ACAUUUCAUUUCCUGGGUAUUAACGCUGUAGCUGCCAUUUUGUGUGCUGUCACAAUCUACAUGCCUCUAAUCCAUCAUCCUUAAAAAGCCUUCCUUUUAUGACGCAGUCGACCCAGUAGAUUUCGAAGGCUUCCUAAUGACACGGCUGAACAACUUGGACUCAGAACUAGCACAAGAACUUGGUGAUUUUCCUGAAGAUGAUUUAGACAUUGUCUUUACACCCAAGGAGUGUAGGACUUUGCAACCCUCUAUGCCAGAAGAUGGGGUUGAACUGGACUCACAUGUCAGAGACUGUGUUCAGACAUAUAUCCGGGAGUGGCUGAUUGUGAAUCGAAAGAACCAAGGGAAUUCAGAUGCUUGUAGCCUGAGAAACAAGGGAUCCCGAAAAGAUUUUCACAAGACCCUUCAAAAACAAACAUUUGAAUCAGAAACUUCGGACUCUGGUGAUGCAAACUUUCAGGUUGGGCCCCGACAUGUCCAUGUGCUCCCUGAGGAGGCCUCAGGGACAACCCUCACCUCCUCCGACUUUGACCUGCGCAGCCUGCAGCCGGAUCCCCGCCUGCAAAACCUUCUGCGGCUUGUCAGCGCUGAGGAGUUUGAGAGGCAGAACGAGGAAGCGAGACGCACCAACAGGCACGCUGAGCUCCUCGCCCUCUACCCCUCUGUGGAUGAGGAAGAUGCAGUGGAGAUACGGCCAGUGCCAGAUCGCCCAAAGGAACAUCUGGGCAACAGGAUUUUGGUGAAGCUGCAGACUCUGAAGUUUGAGAUAGAGAUUGAACCUUUGUUUGCAUGCAUAGCUCUCUAUGAUAUGAAAGAAAGAAAAAAGAUCUCAGAAAAUUUUCAUUUUGACCUCAACCCUGAUUCAUUAAGAGGAUUCUUGCGUUCUCAUACGCCCUCCAUUGACUUGUCCACUCAGGCAAGAUCAGCAGUAUUUUCUGUCACUUACCCCUCAUCGGAUAUAUACCUAGUAAUAAAGAUAGACAAAGUGCUUCAGCAAGGAGAAAUCGGAGACUGUGCAGAACCCUAUAUGGUUCUUAAAGAAAGUGAGGCUGGCAAGACAAAAGAAAAGAUUGAAAAACUGAAAGUCCAAGCUGAAUCCUUUUGUCAACGGUUGGGGAAAUACAGAAUGCCAUUUGCCUGGAUUCCCAUAAGCCUAACUAAUUUCUUCAACAUUUCAACACUUGAACGAGAAAUACCUGAAUUCGAAGGUGUAAAUGGGAAAGGAUCCACUAGUGACAAGAGGACAACACUGCUACAGGCAAGAAGACUUUCUGAGAGGAGUCUCAGCACAGAGGACAGCUGUCCGGUAUCAAACUUUAAAACAGUCUCUCUGACACUCAGCACCUUCUUUAAACAGGAAGGAGACAGGCUCAGUGAUGAAGAUCUGUUCAAAUUCUUAGCUGAUUUCAAAAGAUCGUCUUCCUUGCAGAGAAGAAUUAAGACUUUACCAGGUACAUUAAUUCAUUUUGGAUGUAAAAGG